AUGACACUCUUCAGCAAUCCAAUUCGCUCUGCAGCAAUAGCUGCUGCCGUCGUCAGCGUCGCGCACUUCUCGACGAAGCUUUUGACAUCGCUAUACGCAUUCCAGCUGACCCAAACGUCAAUCGCGAUUCUGUCGAUUUCGGCACUUUUAUUCAUGAUCAUGAUGCACCAUAAGUCGGAAGGCCAGAUGCUGACUCGGUCCCAGGAAGAGAUGGCGGUGAUUGGUCUGUUUGCGCUAUUCUGGGUUGUAUUUUUGGUGGGGUACAAGUCGAUGCAGAGCAGGCAAGGGGGCAGCACCAGCAGCGGGAAAGGAGGAGCAACUGCGGACCUCGGGAUACCUCAGGCUUCGAAGGACCCAUGCGCGGGCGACAACGUGUACUGCAUCUACGAGGAGUACACGUAUUGGUAG
This is a messenger RNA of Cyclocybe aegerita, 408 nucleotides long. The record is from the annotation of a GenBank genome assembly. Lineage: Eukaryota; Fungi; Basidiomycota; Agaricomycetes; Agaricales; Hemipholiotaceae.